Messenger RNA from Microsporum canis CBS 113480, 1602 nucleotides. Its product is annotated as RfeC. Gene Ontology annotation, cellular component: chromatin. The transcript has 3 exons. Gene Ontology annotation, biological process: regulation of transcription by RNA polymerase II. NCBI's taxonomy places the organism in Eukaryota, Fungi, Ascomycota, Eurotiomycetes, Onygenales, Arthrodermataceae. The record is from RefSeq and is a predicted model, not a curated record. Bases 1 to 1602 code for a protein of 533 amino acids. Gene Ontology annotation, molecular function: DNA-binding transcription factor activity, RNA polymerase II-specific; RNA polymerase II cis-regulatory region sequence-specific DNA binding.
AUGGAUCAAAAUAUCAGAACGCAAGUCUCGCGGCCUGCAUCAGCCUCGAUUCCUCCACAAGGCCCUCCGCCGUUGUCACAUCUUCACCAAUAUCAAGUUCACUCCCCGUAUCAGGUCCCGCAGCCACACACUCUCCCUCCACUCCAACAUCCUCAGAGCCACUCUCCAAUGCCAUCGUAUCUUGGCCAGCCAUUCCGAAAUGAUAUGCCCAGAUAUCCCGUCACUUCAGCUCAUGACGUCUAUGCAGCUUCGACCGCGCCAAUGGCUUCGCACGCCCCGGUGAACAGUCUGCCACCCGCCUCGUUCUUGGGUCAGCACCAGCAACAGCAACAGUUUCCUUCACACGGCCUACUGCCCCCAACAACGGGCCCUCAGGCCUACCCUCAACCAAUUGCACCUGCUCCACCUCGUGAUAGACGUCAUGAGUACGGCAUGCCCGGUGGUCCGUUCACCGGAGCAGAGGACAAGGGCCCAAUGUGGACCACCGCCGAUGGAAUGGCGGCGUCUACCGCUGCAUUUGCACCCAAGGACCCUCCACGUACCCAAGUUGUUGGCUCCCAGGGCCGCCGGGGUAUCCUGCCCAGCGUUCCCGGACGAGCUGCCGUCACCAAUGGUGUAAAUGGUACUGCCAAAGGAACCGCGAUCCCAGCCAAGGACGCGGAUGGCAAAUUUCCUUGCCCGCACUGUAACAAGACAUACCUCCAUGCAAAACAUCUCAAGCGACAUCUGUUGCGCCAUACUGGUGACCGUCCUUACAUGUGUGUUCUUUGCAAAGAUACAUUCUCUCGAAGCGACAUUCUUAAGCGUCAUUUCCAGAAAUGCUCUCUAAGACGAGGCAAUCCGACCGGAAUCAGCCAUUUGUCUCACCCUCAUGCUCAUCUUAAAAAGGCUCAGGCAGCGGGAGUUGUGCCUAAACCGGUUCAGGGUGAUGUUAGUAACCCCAUCUCACUUCCCAAUGGUAUUGGCAGUACUACGUUUGGUGAAGCGCCCGUGAACGGGCAUGGGGUUACAAUGGCUCCUGGCCAUCAACCCCGCUUCGCAGAACAUCAGCCAUUCGGUUAUCCCAUGCCCUCUCAUGCGUCAGCGGUACAGGGUGGUAGUGGCGGCCUCGCUCGUGGUCCCUCGGACCAGCAAGUCGCCAAUGCUGCUGCCCAGUACCCUCCGCAUCAGCAGCAGCAUCAGAAAACCUGGGUGGCUGAUCCCAAACACAACUCUUCGUCGUUCCUUAUGCAGUCUGGAACUGACUCUGUUGGCCAGCCGACCAGUAUUGCUCUUCCUCCGAUCGAUGCUAAGAUUCCUUCCGAUAACAAACAGGCUCCUCCCCAACAUCAACCCCCACAACACCCACAACAUCCACAGCAGCAGAACAUUGACUGGGCUACGGUCCUGCAGCCGGGUUCGCAUGAAAAUUAUAUGCCCGCACCGGUUUAUCCUACAUCUAUGACACCAGUCAAUGACGCAAUGCAUGCGCAUGUCGAUGCCGAUCGCAAGUACUAUCCUGCCACCACAGCUGGGCAGCAGGAGAACGGAGGUUUGAAUGGUCUCUACCUUGCCUCCACCAGCUUAAGCGGAGAUGGAACCGUUCAGCCAGCUAGACAAUAA